GGUAACAUUUUGUCUAUUAAAGCAAAUGCCCCCCCAGAAAGAAGCCUUCUUACGAAAAAGGAGAAAAAAAGAAGUUAAAAACAGAAUUGCAUCUAGCGUAAUGACCGCGGAGCAUUGCAGUGUUUAGCUUUUUUUUAUCAGGUUUUGUACUGGCCACGAUUUACGUAAUGGUGUGUUGCCAAAACGGCUAUUUGCUUUCUUUGAACUGGUAGUAUACGGCACGCUGUAUGUACCGUAGACGGAACUUCUCCUCUCCCUCACCCUAACAACCAGCCUUCGGACAUUUGUUACUUCGUUAAGCAGAACAGGCAGCUGAACCAACUCUGAAAACCACUAGGGAGUCAAGUGGGCUUCACUGUCAUAGCCAGGUAUACAGUGGCAUGAAGAAUCAUUCGCCCAGGACCACACUGCAACGUACAGCACUGUUUAUAAACUUAUUGCCCUUUUAAAUGUGCACCACUUCAAUGCCUGGUCUCUUACAAACCGCAGAACCUCUUUGUGGAAUGCCUUCACAUGAAGAUCUAUCUAGCAUUUCUCUUAUUGCUAAGAGGUCUGUCUCAUUCGAGUACAGCAGCAGUGUGCAGGAUCUUCUGCUAGACCUACCUCUGCGUUCUUCCCAUGUGGUGGUUCCAGGAGGGAUUCUGUGCACUCCCUGCAUUCCUGGUGGUCUGGUCAUCGGCCACCUUCAUCUUGCCUUAUGUCACGGCUGUAAUGUUGAGGCACGUGGAUCCCUGGUUGCCCUAUAUAAGUGACUCUGGCAUCCAGCCUCCAGAACGUUGUUUGUUUGGGAUAAUGCUCAAUAUCUCCUCCUUCCUAGGUAUGGCAACCAUAUACGUGCGUUACAAACAAGUGCAGGUCCUGAUGCGGGAGGAACACAGAGUACACCGCCUGAACGCACUCGGCCUCGGUCUGGGCUUUGGGAGCUGCCUGGGAAUGUGUGUCGUUGCCAAUUUCCAGAAAAGUGUCCUGAUCGGCAUGCACUUUCUGGGGGCUAUCAUGACCUUUGGCCUGGGGAUGCUGUAUGUCCUGGUGCAGUCGGCGGUGUCCUACCACAUGCAGCCACACGUCCACAGCAAGAGAGUGUUCCUGGUGCGCUUGGCCAUGGGACUGUGGAGCUUGGCCAGUGUUAUCAUCAUGGUUGUGUCUUCAGGCAUCAUGUACAGCAGUCUGCCUGCUGUUGACGCGAUCUUGAAGUCGCACUGGGUCCCUGGGAUGCCUGCCUACACAGCCCACCUGGUCAGCACUAUAGCUGAGUGGUCUGUCGCUUUCUCCUUUGUUACAUUCUUCCUCACCUACAUACGUGACUUCCAGAAAAUCACACUGCAGGCAGAGGCUGAACUGCAGAGCAACCACCUCUAUGACUCUACACGCUACAAUGAGAGUUCACACUAUAGAGAGGAAUCCCCGUUGCUGGCUGGAAGUAUUUGAGCAAGGGUCCCCCUUCUGGAAGGAGGACUGCCACUGCAUCAUUUAAGUAACACCAUCCCACAUGAUGGAAGCCAAAGUUCUCUCAUCAAACUAAAGAGCUCUUUAACCAUUAAGUGUAGGCCUCCUGAUUUUUUUUUCAGGAUGGAACUACUUCACAAAGUCACCAUCAUUAACCAGCUUACCUUAUUUUUCAUUCCAAAGCAACAUGCCAUUUUUUCAUUGAGAUCUGUGUAUUUCAAGCUGUUCAGCACAAGGCCACAAUAUCCUGGUAUCUUUUGGGACUGUUCGGCCAAAAGUUCUAAUCCUGCUCAGGUACGGCAUUGCCUUUGCAGAUGCUUUUAAAAAUCUUGAGAAUGUGAGUUCUGAAUACGUUUUUCAUAUUAAGGAAACGUACUACCACGGUGUUUACUUUUUAUAAAAUAGGUGUUAAAUGUAAUCAAUGACUUCAUUCCCACUGUAAUAUUUCCUACAAAAUAUGAAUUGCAGCUUGUUUUUAUAUUAUUAUUUUUUUCAUAUAUUACUUUUAUAUUAAAUACUGUAUAUUUAAUGAAUGAGAGAAAUUAUUUCAAUGAAAUGUUUAUCCUGGUGCUGCUUUUUUCCCAGUCAUUACCGCUAGGUAUAUUCUACAGAAGGAAUUGUACAAAUGUUCGUGAAAACAGGAUCAACACGUGAAACGACUAUGUUUGGUUUGAAAUUACUUGAGUUCUACUACAAAUAUUCAGUAAAUGUGAUCAGAGCAAUUUGUAUGUAAUGACAAGCUAAUGAACUGCAUGCUUUCCAGGAAACUUUUACAGGAAUCUCCGUCUUUAUUUUUGUGUGAGUAGUCUUUCGUGAGCUCACGGUACGGCAUGUUUUAUGCUUAAGCGACUCACGCUUCUAUAACUGGACAAUCCUACCCCGGAUCUUUAAUGGUAUACUGGUCCUUUAAAACUGAGUUCCAAAGAAAGUUUCCGUAAACGUUGGUGCUGCUGGGAAAUAUGGGGAAAUCACCGAGUUUACUGGGAAUUUCCUCACAUUCCCGUGAUAUUAAUAGGCCUAUAUGAGGAAAACGAGAUUAAUAAAAGUCCCGACAGUUUUAAAACUAGAUGGUGUGGCAAAGAAAAGUCUAUUUAGUGUUUGCGUCGCGAAAUAUGUAAUGGAUUUCCGGGUUUUUUAAAUGUAGCCCGUUAAUAUGUGAUUAAUCGGGGUAUCUCUAUAACGUAAAAACGAUCGGUGAUAUUUUUAGCUGAAAAGCAGCCCACAUAUAAUCAACACGGGAAAAUGACCGGUUUGGUUAAUUAUAUACAUAUAUGUUAACACAUUUAAGGUGGAAAGUGACAGGAGUUUUGCUCAAUGAGACAACACUUGCGAAAUUUACCGUAAGUUCAUUUUUUUAGUCUUAGGAAUGAAUGGACGUCGGAGGUUCAUGGGAAGUUCAGAGAGAUGAACUUUUGGUGGAUUUUGAACUGUGUUAAAGGGUGACUGAUCUUGAUCUGUGGGCUGAUUAAAUCAGAAUCUUGGCUCUGUAUUGGAUUCUGUAUACACGAAGAGGAGCUUUAGAAGUUGUAGUAUAGAAAAUGCAAGUUAUUAGCUUUCAUGCCAGAGUAUUAAAAUGAAAUAUUUGAUUUUAUGCUGCCAUGUGUGACUUUCUACACAAUGCCAUUCACUUAGUUUUCUGUUUUUACAAGAAGGGCAGCUGUCCUGUGAUGCUUUAGUACUAAUCUGGAGUUAGAACCUUGAGCCCUAGUACCCCUAAAUAAACUCAUUUACACUUUUU
Brienomyrus brachyistius is the source of this 3184-nucleotide messenger RNA. RefSeq names its product DNA damage-regulated autophagy modulator protein 2-like. NCBI's taxonomy places the organism in Eukaryota, Metazoa, Chordata, Actinopteri, Osteoglossiformes, Mormyridae. The record is from RefSeq and is a predicted model, not a curated record. Bases 619 to 1428 code for a protein of 269 amino acids. Gene Ontology annotation, cellular component: lysosome. Gene Ontology annotation, biological process: photoreceptor cell maintenance; regulation of autophagy. The transcript is spliced from 9 exons.